Paramecium octaurelia is the source of this 936-nucleotide messenger RNA. The record is from the annotation of a GenBank genome assembly. Lineage: Eukaryota; Ciliophora; Oligohymenophorea; Peniculida; Parameciidae.
AAAAAUAUGACAAGUCAAAUAAAAGAUAGUGCAUUCUAUACUUUCUUUGUGGACAACCCUGACAAUCAUUCAUUAUAAAUUAAUGGUCAGAUGAAGAAUUCAGACACCACAUUCAGAUUUAGAAAAUAUUGUAAGAGUUAAAAGGUCGAUACUCGCUUUCCUUGGAAUGGUACCAAGGUUCAUUUCAGAGUGAAAGAUCACACUGAAUUGAAAUUAGGUUUAGACUUUGGAUAAUGGAAGCUUGGUAAAUUCGAAGCAUCCUACUUUGCCAAAUUCUUUUCGAACAAUAAAAAACUAUAAUAUUAAUUUGGAUUGUAAAAAGAAGUAAACAAGAAUUUCUGGCAUUCCGUAUGUAUAGAAUUUAUUUAUGUUAAGGGGUAACUUGCGAAUCAGGAUUAUUCCUCAAUUACAACUUUAAUUUAACUCAACCUAAAUGGUACUUAAGAGAAGGAAUCCAAUGGGACACUACUUCUAAUUAAUUCAAAUUUGAUGGACUAUUGACUUACACUUAAAAUUUAAACGAAUUUUUCGUCAAGGCUUCCAAUAGUUUAGAUAACAAAUUAAGUUGCCAAGACUAAGAAAUCAAAUUGGGUUAUUUGAGAAGAAGAGGAAACGACAAAGCUUGUGGAUUCUAAGUAGAUAAUAAAUUGAAUCUUGAUUUGGUCUGCCAUGCAAAAGUCAAAAAGUGUGAUUGGAGAAUUUACAUUAAUUAAGCAUUGGAAGUCAGAUAAUAUGUGAAAUACAAUUAUAAUUAGAAGUAACAAUUUUAAUAUAUUAUAUACCUAGUUUGUCUAUCCAUUCAGGAUUAUCUGUGCCAUUAAAGACAAUAGGUAAAGUGUGCCCAAUGUCAUACUUAACUGCUUUAUAAGUUGAGUUAAACAUUUGACAUUUAUUACAUAAGAAAAAACAAAAUCAAAAUAUUCUUAGAAAAAACAA